AUGCCGGACGAAAAGAAGACCAAACCCCCUACGGCGAUGAAGCAGCGGCUUUUCGGACCUCCGGUUCCGGUCACACCCGAAGAGGAAAAGAGGGAAUUUGUGGCCGUCCUCUUCAACACAUCCAAAUCCGUCGGCUUCCGCGCCUCAAGUAUCGACGGAUACCGCCGAACGGGAAGUUGGCCAGUGUCGAUUUUCGGCAACGCGCCAGAUGCGCCGGAUGCUAAUCAGCAGGAACUUGGUGAGGAAGAGCCCGAUUUCGGCCCCGAAAUGGCUAACCGGAAUGAGGAUCAGGGUCCGGAAUUGGUCGCCCGAGCCAACCAUCAACGCAUUUUUGAUGAUGCCGAAGAAGCGCAGCCCGAGGGAGAGCAAUUGGAGGCUAACCACUGGGCCCUCAACGAGCAGCGCCCAAGAAAUCUGACGGCCGAUGGGGAGCCGGUUGUAAAUGAAGACGGUAGCUUCACAUUACGCGGCUACGAGGUGCUGAAUAACUGCCAGCAGUUUUUGAGGAAUCUGCAACUGGGAGAAAACCGAGUUCCGCGCCUAUACUAUGGAGAUGAGGCCACGGAUGACCUGGAGCAAGUCCCGGAGUGUUCGACUGCUGCCUCUACUCCAAGACGUCUGAUUCCGGGCACCUUCCCGGCCAACACCUCCCAUGUACUGGCGAUUGAACACCGUCCAGCCAACGCCGUCGAGACGAAUAUGCUGGGCUGGCAGGCCGAGAAGGGAUCUUUGAAGGAACGCCUCUCCUUCAUGUACUGCAACGACAUCCUUGCCGAUGUUUACUUCAUCGUCGGUCAAGGGGAUAAUCAUCAGCGAAUUCCCGCCCAUCGUUUCGUCCUUUCCAUCGGCUCCGUCGUGUUCGAUGCGAUGUUCAAUGGGAGGCUGACGCCGAAGAACUCUGGUCAAGGUCCUCAAGAAAUCGAGCUCCCCGACAUUGAGCCGUGCUCUUUCAUGGCCCUGCUACGAUUUUUGUACACGGAUGAGGUGUCGAUUGGGCCGGACUCGGUGAUGACUACGUUGUAUACGGCCAAAAAAUAUGCGGUCCGGGCCCUCGAAAACGCGUGUAUCGACUUCCUAAAAGAGUCCUUGGCACCGGACAACGCCUUCAUGCUCCUAACUCAAGCUCGAUUAUUCGACGAGCCGCAACUUGCCGAACUCUGCCUAGAGACGAUUGAUAAGGAUACCGUACCUGCCUUGGACGCUGAGAGCUUUGUGGAAAUCGACCACGAUACGUUAUGCCUGGUUCUGGGCCGAGAUUCGCUACGCGUUCGGGAGGCACAGCUUUUUCAGGCGAUCAUCGCCUGGGCCACCGAGGAAUGCGGCAGACGGGGCAUUCCGCAAACCUCAGAAAACAAGCGGGCCGUCCUUGGUCGGGCCCUACCUCUCAUCCGCUUUCCGCUAAUGACGAUUGAAGAGUUUGCCCAAACUGCCGCCCAAUCCGGUCUGCUGAGCGAUCGCCAGAUGGUGGAGCUGUUCCUCUACUAUACCGUGAACCCGAAGCCGGCUACUCACUUUAUUGAGCGGCCCAGGAGUGUGAUGGUCGGCAAGGAGUUUGUGGUAACUAGAUUUAACGUAUCGAAGGCCGCCACCAUUCAGAUCCAUCACUGUGGUACCGGUAAGCUAUUGGCGCAUAACGACACGACAUUCCAAUGUGACGGCUCGCAGAAUACGUUCCGAGUAUCGUUCUUGAAGCCGGUCGAGAUAAUCCCGAGCAUCACCUACACGGCCAGUGCUUGCUUGAAAGGGCCUGACUCGUUCUAUGGCUCCAAGGGACUUCGUCGCAUUGUCCUGCAGCCCAGCUCGCAGACGAACAACGUCACUUUUCAGUUCACCUAUGCGGCCGGGAACAACAACGGCACUUCGGUUGAAGAUGGUCAGAUCCCGGAAAUCUAUUUCUAUCGUAGAACCUUG
Messenger RNA from Mesorhabditis spiculigera, 1911 nucleotides. The record is from the annotation of a GenBank genome assembly. NCBI's taxonomy places the organism in Eukaryota, Metazoa, Nematoda, Chromadorea, Rhabditida, Rhabditidae.